AUUGCUUAAAAAUGAAAUCUUAAAAAAAGAAAGAAAAGAAAGAAAAAGGAAAACAAGCACUUCAACUUGGACCUUAGAAUAUAUCUACUUUUCUUAGAGCCUAGUCAAGAAAGAGAGGAUAUUAGGACCCUAGUGGUGGUGAUAGUACAGUGUCUCCUAUCUUGUGGCUUAAGUUACAAUUGAGAAGCAAAAGGAUUUUCUAUUGGCUGGUCACUGAGCCCAGCAUGUCUUUUUAGGGGUUAUUUCAUCAGCCCUCGUUCACCCCCUUACACAGGUGGUAGUAUCCACAUUUUACAGGAAAGGAAACAGAAUCAUCUAGCAAGUUAGUACUUAGCUAUGAAUUUCUUAGAGCUGGGAAUUUGAACCUAGGCCUACUCUACUGAAAGCUCUGCUCCUUCCUGAGGCCAGUUUUUCCUCUGGAGCAGAAGAAAAUGAAGGCCUGAUUUUUCCAACAUAUGCAAGAAGUUUAAAAAAGAAAAGGCUCCUAGAAGUAAAUAUGCUAGGUUCUGUCAAGCCUCUCUGUCAGCAGCCAUCAGACUAAACAGCUGCCUUUCUUGCCGCGGAGCAGAUCAGUUUCAGGAAUUUGGUUUGCUUGGAUUUCAUGAAUUUUAUUCUUGCUUGGGCCUUGGGGUGUGCAUCUGGAAAGUUCCAUGGUUCCAGUCCUCUUUGUUGGAGGAAUGAAGGCCUGAUGCCUGCCUAGAGAAUUAUACUGUAAUGUCAGGGGUUUUUGGUGAUUCAGUGGUAUCCUGUAGUCUGAUUGAGUUUCUCUCCCAUGCUGGUCUCCUCGUCUGGUUUCUUGCUGUCCUUUAUGAUCACCAUGAGAUGGUGCUGCCGCUUCACACCCGCUGCAGGGAAAGGCUUGGGGAGAAACACCUACCGCAGUGGAGGCAGACGGGUGCAGGGUCUCAGGAGCAGUCAUGUAGGAGCUAUUGCUUUAGGGUGUCUCGCUGCUUUCCUUAUUUGGAGGGCAUUUUUCAGGACUCCAGGAGAGAUUGAGUGGGGCUCACAUAGAACCAGGCAGGCCAUUUCCCUCUGCCCGUGUGGUCUGGAUGCUUUGGGUAUAGAAUAAACAGUGGCAGUAGGGAAGAAACACAUACAACCUCUUCCCACUCCAUCCACAGCCCCUUGGGUUAUGAUGUUGUCUCAUCUGUCAGACACUGUACUAAAAAUUGGGAUGGGUGAAUCCCACUGAUGUAACAGGGUGACUUUUGAAUCCAACUUUUAAAACUUUAAUUCAGACUUCCUACCCUACUGCAACUUGAGUAAAAACCAUCUGGGCCUCAUUUUAUCAACUUCCUCUCUUACUCCCAAUAGCCAGUGUUAACUGUCUGAGCCCUGGGCCCAUGUGAGUCUAGCUGACAAUUCAGAAUAUUGAGUAUCUUCCUGUUUUACUUAAUUGAGAACAGACUCAUCUCUGGCGCAGUUAUAACAUGGGGUUGAAAUGAAAAGUCUUAAAUAGGAGUUCACAUACUAGCUUUUGCCACUUACUGGCUGUGUAGCCCUGAGCAAAUUAAUCAACUUUCUUAAACCUCUGUCUUUACCUGUAGGUUAGUGAUUUUGACCCCCUAUGUUUACUGACAGAAUGAAAUGAGGUAGUACAUAGCUUAGCACAGUGCCUGGCACAUAACAGAUGCGGAAGCAAGUGUUAGCUGGCGGCAUCAGCAGGACUGGCAAAUGGUGUGUCAACUAUUGUUCAGCAGAGGCGGGGCAUCUCUGUUUUAUUCGGAAGUCGUAUCCUUUUUUAUGGAGCUUCCUAACAGUACUCCAGACUGAUUUCGGAGUGUCUCCUCUGUGUCAUUGGCUAACAGAAUUAACAGAUCUCUGUGCUCUCUUUCUCUCAGAGAAGGCAAGGAGGAGGGAAAUAAAUGCUGUAGGAGGCUAGAUCUUUAAAGCCUUGUGUGUCUUAACUGUGAGGAGUAGGCUUGGGUCUCUCUUCAGGUUAUACUUUGUUUAAAAUAAUUUUAUUAUUUCUGACCUGAAAAAUUUGAACAGAUAUGUACAUUGCUUGAUGUUUUCUUUUGGACAUCCUUGCACAGCAGUUGGAAUCUCUUUCCUUUCAGAGGCUGGGGGCAGUGAUAAUGGCAGCAUCCCCAGCCCUGGUUCUUCUUGGCCCUUCCCUGCCCUUUUGGUAGCAGCAGGCUGGUUUCCUUUCCCCUCUUCCUCCUCCUCCUCCUCCUUCCUUCACCGUUACCUUCUUCCAUGGCCUCUCUUGUUUCCCCUCCCUUUUCCCUCUACUCUUACAUCCCACCCCCUCCUCCUCAUCCUCCGUAGGUUUUCCCCUCCCCUGGUUUCCAGCUCCUUUUUGCUUUCUGUUUGUGUUUCUGAGGGCAGUGCUCCAAUUACCUCAUAUUUGGAGAGAGGAAGCUGCAGCCAAUCCGGUUUCUGUCUGCUUUUAGGUCAAGUGAUUUCUGAACUGCAGUGAGAUGCUUUGAAUUUGUCUUGUUGCAGCUCUGAGCCUGUAAGAUGGCUGUCUGAAUCGGCAGCGGCUGGGAGAGGCGGGGAGGGAGGGAGAAAGAAUUGGAGGGAUUGCCGGCAUAGUGCAUGUUUUUAAAUGUGCAUCAAAUCCGAUGAAGCCAACGUUGGGAUUUCUCUGGGAUUCCAGGACCGGCUUAGCUGCGUUUUUGAUGAGAUUAGGAGAGGAAGGCGAUGGGAAAUUCACUGGGCUGUGUUAAGGAGCCGAAAGAUUCACUAGCUAUUCCUGAGAAGGCUCCCCUAUCUCCUAAGAAAAGGGUUCGGUUUAAAAGGAAGUGGAGGGGGAAGAAAACCCCUACUCCAGAGGUAUCUCAUGAGGAAGAACCAUUGGGAGCAACCAGAGUCAUUGAAGAGACGGAAACCCAACCGAAGUUAACAGUGAGUCUCCAAAAGGAAGAAGGAGCGGGAGGGGUAGAGCAUCCUCCUGCAGACAUUUCGCUGCCUCGGAACUCAGCCCCCAACUCAGGGGUGGGCGAUCAGGGCAUGAUCGUGCAGGUGAAGGAGAGAUUCCAGGGGGAGAUCCAGACUGCUCACCUUUUGUUGAAGAAUGAUUCAUCAGUUGCCAGAGGGGUCUGGGAUUCCCUGGAAGAGGGGAUGACUGUUAUCGCUCACCUGCUUGAUAACCCAGCAGAAAGGAACUGUGAGAAGUCAGUGAGCCAACUGGUGGAAUUUCCUAGGACAGCAUCCUGCAGCAGCCGGGCUGUGCUGCUGCCUUUGCAAGGAGAGACUGCAGUGGGGAAAGGAGGGACUCUGCUUGGACUUCGGAGCAGCACUUUCCCCAGGACAGACCACCCCGCUGUCUCAGGGACUCCAGACCAUCUUUCAGAGGGCUCGCAUGCAGGGGCAGGAACCGCAGCUCUCUGCAGUGCCCCUCACACAGUUUCCUGGAUUGCAGAACCUUCUGUCCCUUCUUCCCCCCUGGACCAGUCGAGAGGCCACAGACGCACAGAAAUCCCUGCCGUGGGUCGAGUCCCCCCCCAGGGUCCCAGACUGCCUACUUCUCAGAGUGAUUUAUCCAUCAGCGGUAGGACUGUGAGCAUUUUGCCCUCCUCCUCUGGCUAUGGCAGUGAUGGGUCACAUUUACGUGGGCUCCAACCUAGAGAAACAGAACCUGAAAAGAGCUCCACAUCCUUCUCGGAAGAGGAUGGCACCCUUUCUUUGGAGGCAAGUCACACCCCAUUGUGGGGUCUGGAGGAGGUUAGGUUGGUGGGCUAUGUUUGGAUUUCUGGCCCUCAGACUUAUUAAAGUGGAGUGUGCUAAACAGUGAGGAUCUUGGUGCUUCUUCUCAAGCUUAUAUGUGCCGUGUACCAAGAGUUAGUGACUGGGUUUGGCAAACGGAGUCUAUUUCAGGUCUGCCCCUUGAUGCUUGAAACCAAGUCUUUUGUUGUCUCUGGGGAAUCCCUGAUUCAGAGUAACCACACAGCAUAAUUGCUUGAGCUAUCUGGCGGGGUAUCUUUCAAUGGCACUUAACUUUCUCAGGCAGGUCUGUUUAUCAGCUUCCCUGGUGCAAGAAGUUGUGAUGUAGUGGAAGGGAUGAGGGGAGGCCUGGCUGCAUCUCCUAAGCAAGUGUGGAAGACGUGGAGAGUGCUGAAGGGUUCGGGGUGAGGCAGUUCUCAGUGGCAGGAUUGUUCUUCCCUGGAGAGUGAUGUUCUUACGAGCUGAUGUAAUCGUGCUCCUGCAGGGACACUGCUGAUGACAAUACCCAUCCAAUAUUCGCACAGGUGGAGAGGCCUGAUCCUCCUUUGGUUCCUAACUCCAACAUUAGAGGAGAGGCACACAGAAUUACCUGAAGAGUAAUCCAGAGAGGCGGGUUAGGGUAGUUUGAAGGUUCGAGGCUGAAAAAGUUUGUGUUCUGAUUGGACUUGUUUAUGACUUUAACAAGCUUUUGUUUGUGAGGUAUAUAUUGAGGUGUAGGUGGCUGUAGUGUUGGUGGAGUGUGCUGUGAAUGCUUUUAGGGUCAAGGAGCAGGUAGGCAUUCAAAAGGUCUGGAGGCUGAGGCGGGGAGAGAGGACCCAGCCCGAGUGUGUAAUUGUAUGGGUGACUGAAGUUAUAAUUUGUUGAUUGAAGAACUUUUGUCGGCAUGUCAGCUUCUGCAGCAGAAGAAAUAAAAACUUUAGGAAACGAGAGCAGCAAAAGGUGGGAGAUGAAGUAGGGCAUUUUCCCUGCUACCUGUGGCCAGCUGCCCCGGUGUCUGCAGAGUGGAGAUGUAGCCUGUGUACGGUGCCCUGCUUACCACCUGACAGCAUGAGACUGAGCAGACACAGUCUCUUGUGCUUGAUCAGUGCUUAAAAUGUCCUCUUUGGGGAUGAAUUUGCUCCAUGGGUAGGCUCAUGUCAGCGCCCUUUGUUAUUACAGAGUUUAGAAACUCCCAACAGGUAGAGGCAAAGGUGGCCAUUGAAAAUAAUUAUUAUAUAUGAUUGGGCAAGAGGCCUCCAUAGGUAGAGAAUGUGUGUUGUGGAGGGAGGAAGGGAGAGAGAAGUUGGAGAGGAAGAAGGUGGAGGCUGGUAGGGUAGAGUGUGCAAGUAUUUGAGCUCUCGUCUUUGGAAUGGAUGCAGAGCAGCUUUGCUGAACUUUUGAUACCAUUGGCAUUAAAGUAGAAGUUUGGAGGCACCGUAAUGUUUUGGCACCGUAAUGUUAUAACAUGCUUAUAAUUGAAUGUGAGAUUGUCAGAAAGUUUGGAGUGUCAAAUUUUAAGGAACUCCUAAUGGAAAUCAGGUCUAGAUAAUGGACCAUAGGAGACCAUGGCACUUUAGUUUUGUAUCUCCACACUGAGAAGGGAAGUGUCUGAAUGGCCCUGUGUAGUCUCAGGGAGAAGAUUGGUGGGAGAAACCAUUUGGACCAUGAUCUGUGGUUCAGCAGUAUUGACAGCAGCAUGAUUCUUUGGCUGUUCAAUAUGAGACAAAUUGGUGUGUUGUAUUUUCUGGUCAUCCCAUUCCUUCUACCCUUUCAGAGCAGACACAGCCAGACCAGUCAGUAAGAGCCCAGGCUGAAAAACAUCAGUGACUGUCAGCUCAGAAGGCUGAUACAUUUCUGAGGCUCCAUGUCCAUCAUGUGAAGCAGGGACCACAGACUUUGACUAUCCUAUAUCACAGAUGGGAAGUAACCUCUCAAGAUAAGUGUGAGGUCCCUUCAGAAUUAAGGUCCUUUAGGCCAAGAGGCCUGAAACCCUCACUGGUUCCAACAGGAGCUGUCUUAAGGGAGCUGCUCCCUUACUAGCAGGCUGUUCCCAGGCCUCAAGGACAGCGGCAGCCAAGGAGAUAGAGGCGGUGUGCUCUGACCCCGCGGGCCUCCUGUAAAAUGUGGGUUGAGACUCUAGGCGAGAGCAUCUGACAGGAGUGACCGUCCCUCUGUGGAGUGUGAGAGCCCCGGGAAGACACAGAGUCAGAAGAGCAGCUGCUGGUCACACUCCAGCUCUUUCCUAAGAGGAGACAGCUGGCACCUCCACAGAAUUGAUUUUUUGGUUUGCUUUUUGGUGCUUGUUUUGCUUUUGAUAUGUCAAAGUAGUAACCCUCCUCGGGAAGCAAUUCAAGUUCCAGAAUGCUGUCUGUCGUUGGCAUAACUCAGGCUGUGUCGUCUCUCCUGUUGAUCCGCCUACGUCGUAUUGAUGGGCAUGGGACUAGGCUGUGGCUGGUUAAACUUCCCAGUGGGUUUUGUUUCUUUUCAGGGUAGUGAGAAAUGGAAACUGAUUCUUGCUGAGUGUGGGGUUUAGAUAGGAGAAAACAAAGGUCUACUUUGCUGUUCACGUGAUAGUUGAUACGUCCCUUGUCAGGAAAGAGUUAACGCAGAAAUAGGAUGACAGGGACCAGCUAACAAAAAUGGUUUUCAGAAUAAGUGGACUAGGAUUUGGAACUGGGUGGGAGUAUCAGGCACAGACCUUCUCUCCGGAGGACUCCCUCCCCCCAGCUGCCAUCAAUAUCCAUAAUACCUGGCUUACUGGAACAAGGAAAAUUACUGAAAACCCCUUCCCUCUCCCUGGCUUGGCUCCCAUGCCAGUCUCCUCUCCACACCGUAGGUGGGUUCUGUCAAGUGAAGAAUCUGGCUGUGUACCAGUGUCCUCACCACGAAACCUUAGAGUCCUUGCAGUGAAUAGUAAGAUAACAUUGGGGGCUAGAAGUGAUGAGAAGGAAAUUGGUUGGUAUAUUAUUUUCUGAGCUCAGCCUUUUCAGUUUACAAGUAUCCCUUCCCCAUUUCUCCUCUUUAAUUAUAGGGAGUUGUUUUACUAAUAUUGGCUUUGUAUUGCAAGAAGAAAGCAAAAUUAACCAGAUGAUCCUAUUAGAUAGACGUAGCAGUUAAAGUCAAAGCUAGAGCUUUAAGAAAGGACUCUCUUGUUUUUCAAAAAAUUACUACUGAAGAAUCAUCAUGAAUUUUUAGGUAUAACAUAGUGAUCUGGUUAUGUUAAAAAGAGUCCUUGUGAUUUAGGGAUGUCUGGCUGGCUUGGUCAGUAGAGCAUGUGACUCCUCAUCUCAGGGUUGUAAGU
Molecule: messenger RNA, 6949 nt
Organism: Mustela erminea (ermine)
Lineage: Eukaryota; Metazoa; Chordata; Mammalia; Carnivora; Mustelidae
Exons: 1
Coding region: 2647-3717 (356 amino acids)
Source: RefSeq, a predicted model, not a curated record